Messenger RNA from Sphaeramia orbicularis (orbiculate cardinalfish), 15213 nucleotides. RefSeq names its product bassoon (presynaptic cytomatrix protein) b (gene bsnb). Gene Ontology annotation, biological process: protein localization to synapse; presynaptic active zone assembly. The record is from RefSeq and is a predicted model, not a curated record. Gene Ontology annotation, molecular function: metal ion binding; structural constituent of presynaptic active zone. Lineage: Eukaryota; Metazoa; Chordata; Actinopteri; Kurtiformes; Apogonidae. Gene Ontology annotation, cellular component: GABA-ergic synapse; axon; cytoskeleton of presynaptic active zone.
UGCUGAAUUGUAGGUGAUGAUGGCGGAAGGGGAGCAACGCUGAGUUUCAUCUGAGUUUUUGUCACAGCUGUAGAACCAUCUACAACAUCGUUUCUCUCGGUCGAGACCUAUCCAGAGACGAUGGGAAACGAGGCUAGUAUGGAAGGGGAGGGACAGGCGGGGCAGCCCGGCCCCGCCGUCCCUGCAGCAGGGGCUCCGGCUUCCAUUUCAGCACCACCGGACUCUGGACAGCUCAUCAAGCCCAGCAAUGGAGCGCCAGCCGGAGGAAGUGCGGCUGGACCCGGGCCGGGGAUUAACAGACCACCUCCGUCAGACCCCGGGCCUAAAGCUGGAGUCCAGAGCAGUCAUGCGACAGGGGACAGAUUGGCCUCCCAUGAAACACCACAGCAGCAAGGAGAGCAGGGCCAGGGUCACAUGUCCAGGAAGAAUCUACAGGUGGAUGUGGGUAGCAACAGGACUGGGAGGUCUCCUUCUGUGUCCCCCGACCGAGGCAGUGUCCCCACCUCCCCCUACUCUGUGCCUCAAAUUGCACCCAUGCCCAGCAGCAAACUGUGCCCCGUCUGCAAAACCACUGACCUGAUGGGCGCUGGGGAUGACAAGCUGAACGUCAACACCUGCACACAGUGCCACUCCAUGGUGUGCAAUCAGUGUGGCUUUAACCCCAACCCUCAUCUCACAGAGGUGCAGGAGUGGCUGUGUCUUAACUGUCAGAUGCAGAGAGCUUUGGGGAUGGACAUGACCACACCACGCUCCAAGAGUCAGCAACAGAUACACUCUCCUUCUCAUGCAGCCAAAGCAGAUCUGACUCAGCCUGCACCCCAGACACAGACCCCUCCUCAGACGCAGCCUCCAGCUCAGGCUCAUCCAGUGCCUGGCCCUACCAAACAACCAGGUCCAGCUGGUCCAGAUCAGCAACAAACAAAGACCCUUCCAGGUGCAGUUCCCCUUCCGGGCAUGGCAAAGGCCCCAUCCCAGCCUGACCUGUCCCGUAGUUCCCCCGCCCACCACGCCCAGCACCCUCGCCAGGACCAGACGCGUAGCGCAGGGAGCUCCCCUUCACGACAGCCCCCACCUCCAGAGCAAACUUUUGGGAAGUUGUUUGGCUUUGGUGCUUCUCUUCUCAACCAAGCCAGUAACCUCAUAUCAGAGACUACCCAACCCCAACAACAACCCCAGAAACCAGCCCCGAAACCAGGAGGGCCUCCUGGUCCAGGACCUGGGGCAGGUAAACCCUCAGGACCCCAGCCUGCACAACAAGGGCCUCGAGCUCCUCCUCAGCAGCAACAACAACAGCACGCUCCCCCAGACUCCUCCAAGUCAAAAACUUGUUGUCCCCUCUGUAAGACAGCUCUCAACAUCGGCAACACUGCAGAACCACCAAACUACAACACCUGCACACAGUGCCACUCCCAAGUGUGCAACAUGUGUGGAUUCAACCCCACUCCGCAUCUAGUUGAGAAGAAAGAAUGGCUUUGCUUGAACUGUCAGACACAGAGGGCUCUAUCAGGAAGUUUGGGAGAUAUUCCAGCACCUGUCCCCCAGCCUGUGGGGUCGCCUCGGCAACCUGUUACAGCCAAUCAACAACCACCUCAACAGAGAGGACCCAGUCAAGUUUCAGGGCCUAGGCCCGUAGGUCCUCAACAACAACAGAAAGCACCGGGUCACCAAGUAAGUGGCCCUCUCUCUCCUGUGAAACAGGCUGGACCUGCCCCUCAAACCAAGGGGCUCAGCCAAACUGCCCCUCAAACUAAAGGUUCUGCCCAAAUUGUUCCUCAACCCAAGGGUUCAACACAGCCACCUUCCCAAAUCAAGGGUUCAGCACAACCCCCACCUCAGAGUAAAACUCAAGUUAAAGGUCCCAGUCAAACACAUGCUCAAAGUAAGGGCCCUAUUCAGUCUCCUAAUCAAAUAAAGGGCCCAAGCCAGGCUAAAGGUCCUGCUCAGACAAAGGGACCUGCCCAAACCUCUGCUCAGGCAAAGGGUCCUCCCACUAGUGCAAAGCCUUCAUCCACACCUGGUAAAACAGCACCUAACUAUGCCAAGGCUUCUCCCACACCUUCCAAAACAGCACCUACUCAGUCUAAACCUACAGGUAACAACCAGACUCGCAAACAACCGCAGAGCCAGAAGGACACUAAAGUUUCUUCUAAAUCUCUAAAAGAAGACGUCAAGGCCCCACCAAAGAAGUCAUUGACAGAGACUGUCACUUCACCAAAAGACACGAAGAUAGCUGAAGAAGCACAGAAGUCAAGACACCAUGAAGACUUCAACAAGUCAAGUACACAAAGUUUAAGUGACACAGGCUACUCUUCAGAUGGCAUCUCCAGCUCACAGGGGGAGAUUACAGGCCAGAUACUGGAAGAAGGGAUCAAGCUCAAUGAAAGAGGUGCUUCCAUUCCCUCAGAAAUAACCAAGCUGGAAAGCUCCAUGAAGCCUCUACUGGAGUCGAAGGCUGCCUCAGACCAGAAGCUCAGGCCACAUUCACUGUCUGUUGGACAGGACCGGGACUACAAUCCUGACGAUGAUGCAGCAAGAGAUGAAUCAGAAGAUGACCUCAGCUGUAAGCUUCGCCAUGAUUAUGUGGAAGACAGUAGUGAAAGUGGCCUCUCACCAUUGCCAGUAAGACAGAAGAAAUCACAUAAAGAUUUAACAGAUGAGGAAUUCAUGAGGAGGCAAAUUAUGGAGAUGAGUGCAGAUGAAGAAGAGACAGAAGACUAUGGAAACCAGAAAACUAAAAGGGCGCAUAAAACAAGUGGGGAUCUGAAAGAGAGACGACGACUCUCUCACCAUUCCAACAGUUUUGAGGAGGAAACCAAGGUAUCAGAAGGUGCCUAUAAGACAAAUGAAGAAGAAGAUGUUGGAAUGGCCUCUCAGGGAGGCCUCCGGAGAUUUAAAACUAUUGAACUGAAUAAUACCAAUAGCUACAACCGAGAUAUGGAACUCAGUGCUGAGCAUGACUUAAGAGAACCUGAGCUAGAGAUGGAAAGUCUGACUGGAUCUCCAGAGGAGAGGUCCAAGGGUGAAUACUCAUCCACUUUGCCUGCUACCACUCCCAGCUACACUUCUGGAACAUCUCCCACAUCUGUGUCAUCUAUGGAGGACGACAGUGACAGUAGUCCUAGUCGUAGAGCAAGACUAGAGGAGGCAAAGCAACAGAGGAAGGCAAGACACCGGUCCCAUGGACCACUGCUUCCCACUAUUGAGGACUCAUCUGAGGAAGAUGAGCUUAGAGAGGAGGAGGAACUUCUUAGAGAACAGGAGCAGAUGAGAGAUCUGGAACAACAGCGGAUUCGAAGUACAGCUAGAAAAACAAAGAGGGAUAAAGAGGAGCUACGGGCACAGAGACGCAGAGAAAGAUCCAAAACUCCCCCCAGUAACCUCUCUCCAAUUGAGGAUGCAUCGCCAACAGAGGAGCUAAGACAAGCUGCAGAAAUGGAGGAGCUUCACAGAUCAUCAUGUUCUGAAUACUCACCAUCCAUGGACUCAGAGGCAGAGGGUUUUGAGAUUAUUGGUGGAAAGCUCUAUAAAUCAGGGAAUGAAUAUAACCUUCCAACCUUCACAUCUCUAUACUCACCUACAGAAAAGACAUCAGCAAUGUCACCAUCUGAUAAAACACUAAAAAGUGCAGAAGAGGUCUAUGAGGAGAUGAUGAGGAAAGCACAGCUUAUGCAAAAUCAAGGACAAGCAGUUAAUCUGCAGAAAGGUUCCUCUCAAACUGAGAGUAAACAUCAUCUUGAAGCAGGAACUUCCUUGACUCCUGGCUCAAGCCCUACCCAGGUUACUGCACCCAUGUCCUUCUCAUCAACCGGAAGUGAUCCAAGAAUUCCAGGAAUGCAUGCUGCACAACAUUUAUCAAAAGAAACACAAAAUAGGAUGAUGACACAGAGUGCCAAAAUUGAAGGUGUUGUUGGAGUUGCCACAACAAAAGCCCAAGCCAGUCAGGCUGCCACAACACGACAUGCAGGUAGCACAGUUCCUGCCAGCAGAGCAGGUGCCCAGAGGCCAGCACAGACAUCACCUGACUCUGGAUCAUCUUCUAUUACCUCCAAAGUUUUCUCCCUUUUUAAAGGUCCUAGCCCCCCUGUUUCCCCCAGCACUUCUCCAGCACAAAGCCCAACACAUACACCAUCUCUAAGACCCACAGGUGGUAGUGGCAGGCAGCUGCCAACCUUGCCGGGUGGUCCUCCUGCAGCAUCCCAUGGAGCCCAAGCACCUCAAAGGGCAGUUUCACCACGUCUUGCUCGACAACAAUCCUCUCAGGAUUCACCAGUGAUGGUGAUUACACUGGGCUCUGAAACAACUAGUCCUUCGAAGCCACUUACCGUAAAUUCUUCCACUUCCCCUUUGUCAUCACCCACACAGGCCAGCUGUAAAACUUUGUAUAGCUCCCAGCCCCCAUCAACAAGCUCUCCAACAUCACCACAAAUACAUCCUUCAAAACAGUCUCCUAAACAUUCUGCUCAUGUGGUUGAAAAGGUCAAUGUAGGUAUUAGCACAGUGACCACAACUGCACACAGUCGUGGAUCACUUUCAAUGGAAAAUAUAUCUCAAUGUAAAAUUUCAAAUAUUCCAGGCAUUUCAAAGGUUGUAGGUCAGAGCCAAACACUUUCAAAUACUAAUGUGGUAGACCUGAGAGCCCCAAUGAGGCCGGCACCAAUUAUAAUGACAGAUCAGGGGAUGGACCUAACAUCUCUAGCCUCUGACACAAGAAGAUACUCUUUAGGAGCAGAACAGCCCCCUGGUCGUCACACAGCAGUACAACCUCUUAUCAUGAAUUUAAAUGCGCAAGAACAACCACAUGUAUCUGUAUCUACACCUACCACAGUUAGUGUCACUGUUGCAGGUUCAAUGUUCAUGUCCCAACCCAAGCAACCAGUAGUAUAUGGAGAUCCUUUGCAAAACCGUGUAGAUCUGGGGCAGUGUGUUGGGGCAGCUGUGUGUUUAACCCAAACCAAGCCACCCAUUACUGAUCCUUCUAUUCCCAAAAUUGAUGCUUGCCUUGAGAACCUGGGUAUACAACAACAACAACUACAGUUACAGCAACAAAAGCUACUUCAGCAACAGCAGCUCCUUGAGCAACAGCUCCAACAGCACCAUCAGCAAUCAUCUUUUGCUCGUUACAAUUUAGCGAAUCAGGUCCAACCACUGCUCAUGAAAAAAGACCUUGUAGUGAGCCAGACAAGCAGUGCCCAACCUAUAGUGACUGCUAGUGCCAUAACUAGAGUAUCUCCCCUGGGUUCACAUUCUGUGUCUGGGGCUCCUGCUUCUAAUGCCCCCCAGGAUAUCUAUGGGGGAAUUGCCUUAGAGCUAAAAAACAAGCCGACAGUGAUUAACUUAUCUACAGGUAAGCCCCAUGUAAUGAUGGUGCAACUUGAUGAGAGUAAUGCCUCACAGGGUGGCACAGUGACACAGCUGGUAAAGCGAGAGGAGCCUCCUCCGCCUCCUCAGGUCUUGGAUCUCACAGGUCAGAUCAAACCAGAAAACCAAGUGGCUUGCUGUGAUGUUGUUUACAAAUUACCCUUUGCAGGUUCAUGUUCAGGAUCAUUCAGCCAAAAACCUAACACAGUAUCAUCAGAAAAGAACCCUAUAACAGAAACUUCUCAAGCAGCUCAACCUCCUCAUCCUCAGUACAGUGUCAGCCAACAGCAACAGCAGCAACAACAGCUGCCUCAAGUUUCACAAGGAAUGACGGAAGAACAUAAAACAUACCAAGCACCAUUGCUCCCCUCAGGAAGAAUACAACCCUCUAUGUCUGAUACCAAUCUGCCUUCCAUGACAGAUGCUGGUCAGUAUCAGAGUAACAUCCAGGGAGGUGUAGCAGUAGAUCUUAGCAGCAUGAAUCAGGCUUAUGAAGGUGGAUACCUUGGCAUGGGAGCACAGUAUGGAUCUUAUACAGAUUUGCGUCACCAGGGAGAUUUAACAGGGCCAUCAUUACCUCUUCGUCGAUAUGGCUCCAUGUCAAACAUCAGUUCUGACUAUGCCUACAGCUCACAUAACCUGACAGGGUCACAAGAUUCUAAUCUGGCACAGUACAGUGCAACCACUGCCAGGGAGAUCAGUCGCAUGUGUGCUGCUCUUAACUCAGCAGACCAGUUUGGAAGCAGAUAUAGACACAGCCCUGAAUUGCUUCCCUAUGGGGCUGGAAGGGGUGGUUCUUUAGGAAGGCUAAAUCUCCAGCAAAGCUUAGCAUCAAUAAGAGCCAACCUACUAUAUGGCCCAGAUGGAAGACCAACAGCAAAUGGCCAAACACUAACAAACCUGAUUAAUGCUAGACAAGCAAGUAUACGCGCCUUGUACCCUGCUGCUAUGAGAGGAGGUGAUGGGAUGAUAUAUUCCACCAUAAACACUCCCAUUGCCUCUACCUUGCCAAUUACCACCCAGCCAGCCCCUGUUUUGCGUCCCAUGUCUGGAGGAAUUUACAGACCAUACCCUACAGGUGUAACUGCUGUACCAUUGGCUAGCCUUACAAGGUUGCCUCAAGUGACUCCUAGAAUUCCUCUCUCCACACAGGGACAGUACCCUUACCCUCCUUCCAACCAGUAUCCCACCUCAGCCACACCAUCAGGAACUGUGCCUGUUGCAAGCAGCUCACAGCAAGAAACACCUAUGUACCUUGGAAAACCUUUAACAACAGAUGCUCCACAAACAGCUGCACCGAUUACACCAACCCAAACUGCAGCCCAUGUUUCAGCUCCUGGUAUGCAAAUCACAGCCGAUCAACAGGCAGUAUGUGCUCAACUUACCUCUGUGACAGCCCUCUCCCAAAAUCAAGGCCAACCUCCAUCCAUCCAGCCAGUGCAGGUUCAAAUGCAGCCACAGCAGCUGCCCACUCAAACUGAACCUUUAUCUUUAACCCAAACUCAAAGCCAACCUAUCAGUCAACCUCAACCUUCAGUUCUGCCACAAGGUCAGCCUCAAGCAACACCCCAUGUGUCUGCCAUCGGGGCAUCAAGUUCCAAAGUUUCUCCUCCUGUAGAAGCACAGAAAGGUAAAGAAGAUGAAAGAUUGAGUCAGCAACAAGAGCAUAUGCUGCAGCUAGAGCGAGAGAGAGUUGAACUGGAGAAAUUAAGGCAGCUGCGUCUGCAAGAGGAGCUUGAAAGAGAUCGUAUGGAACUUCAAAGGCACAGAGAAAAAGAACAACUACUUGUUCAGCGUGAAAUCCAAGAAUUGCAGACAAUCAAACAGCAAGUUUUACAGCAGCAGCAAGCAGAGCGAGAGACACAGCUCAUUAUGCAAAGGGAACAACUGGCCCAGCAAAGAAUGCAGCUUGAACAGAUUCAGUCACUCCAGCAGCAGCUCCAACAGCAAUUGGAGGAACAAAAAAGACAGAAGACAGCAGCAGUGGAAGCAGCAGCUGCAGCUGCUGCAGCAGAGGCGGCUGCUGCAUCAGCAGCAGCAGCGGCUGCUGCAACAUCCGCACAGGGUGCUUUGCAAGGGGUAGUUGUUGGUGGAGGGGCCCCUCAGGGGUUCAUUAUCUGUGACCAUAGCGGUCGGGUCAUUCAACAAGAUGGACAAAGCGUUCAGUUUUGGCAGGAUGGUCAGGUGGUCCAAGCUGUGAUGGCUGCCCGGCCAAUUCAAAGUUCUGCCUCUGAAAUGUCAUUAAAAAGUAGUGACAAACAGUCUGAUUCCAAGAUGAUGAAAAAGCAGAAUUCCAUGCCCCGUCUUAGGGAUGGCUCAGAGGAGGACUCUGUGAAGAGGAUCACUGAUAGCUGUGUGCAAACAGAUGAUGAAGAUGGAGAGGAAAGAUUCAUGAACAGACGCAGGAGAACAAGGCGUAUUGCUGACUGCAGUGUGCAGACAGAUGAGGAGGACCAGGGAGAAUGGGACCAGCAACCAGUAAGGCGCAGGCGAUCAAGGGGUUCCAAGCACUCUGAAUCCAGUGGUGAGGCCAAAUCAGAAGGGUCAUCUAAAGUGGUCUCUGCAAGCAUAGCCAUUCAAACCACGAAUGAUUCAUCAUGUCAGACAGAAUCUGACCAGCUAGGGAGAGUUUCACCUGCAAUCCACAUAACCAUGGCAGAGACCUCAAAGGUUGACCUGUUACAUUACAUAGCAGCCCCUGAGAGAACCCACAAAGGAGAGAGUCUGGCUUGCCAAACAGAACCAGAAUCUCAGUCUCAAGGUGUGGUUGCCCCUCAGUUGAGCGUUCCUACAACUAUUAGUCCAUAUUCCACAAGUCUGCACAUAGUGGGUGCAAACACAACCGACCCGGCUUCUCCAAGACUUCAAGGAGUUGCAAAGUUUGAGAGGAGGAAACCAGAUCCCCUGGAAAUUGGCUAUCAGCAGAAUGAGUCUCCAUCUCGGCAGCCCCCUAAGUCUCAGGUGCUAUACUCCCCAGUAUCUCCACUGUCACCUCAUCGUAUGCUGGAGACAACAUUUGCCUCCCAGGAGAAGCUUAACAAGGCCCACGUUACACCACAGCAGAAGGCCUUUACUGCUGAAUCACCCCAGCGCCACCAAACCCUCCCAAGACCGAUAAAAAGUGUGCAGCGCUCCAUGUCGGAUCCCAAGCCUCUCAGCCCUACAUCAGAGGAUCCAGCAAAGAACAGGUUCUCCCCGUACCAUCAGCAAGCUGUGUCCAACAGUCAGAUGGCCUCCCUGCAGCAGCAGCAGAACUCUCUGAUGAGGAAAGUAAAGAGGACUCUCCCCAGCCCCCCACCAGAGGAGACUCCACUCCCCAUUGUUACUCCAGCACAAAUGUACAGCUCUCCUGGCAUGCCCCAGAGAGUCCUGCCCAGGCCUGCUCAAGGAGUCACCAAGGCUGGUUUGCUGAGUGAACUAAAAGCUGUGGAACAAGAGUCAUCAAAGCUCCGUAAGCAGCAAGCUGAACUGGAGGAAGAAGAGAAAGAGAUCGACGCUAAGUUACGUUACUUGGAGCUAGGCAUCACACAGCGUAAAGAAACAAUGGUGAAGGAGAGAGAGAGAAGAGAGCUGGCCUAUCUGCGGUGCAUGGGUGAUGCUCGGGACUACAUGUCAGACAGUGAGCUGAAUAAUCUCAGAAUGGCAGCUGCAACAGGAACAUUUGAUGCGAAUGGUCUGCUGACAAGGCCCAACACUGCACCACUGAGUCAGUUUAGCAAUGACCUCAAUGCAACUCCCCAGUAUCCAUCAACAUCCUCCUAUAUGUCUUACCCUUACCCUCAAAGUCAACCAUCAACACAGCAGCCAGCCUCUGCUUACCAACAGAUAGGUUUCCAACCUCCUCAGUAUCCUUCAUCCUCUGCUCCCCAGCCAGGAACAUUCCAGCCACAUCCCCCUCCAGGCCCUGGCUACCAGACCCAGGCAGCCUAUUCCUCCAGAAUGUAUGGUCAGUCUUCUUAUCAGACAGACAUUAGCAUGCAGCAACAUAGUCACCAGGGCUUCCAUCCACCUGGUCAACCUAUGCCAGCCCAGAGCCUUCCCUACCCCACCCAUAGCUCUUAUCAACCUGGCCUCUCUUACCAGCCACAAGCAGAGAUACUUACAGUACACCAAAGACCGCGGCAGACUUCUCUGGCUGAUCUUGAGCAAAAACUCCCCACAAACUAUGAAGUCAUCAGCAACCCAGCAGUGUCAGUGGCCACAUCAGCUCCAGAUACCAGCUAUGGCUCAGUCUAUAGCAACGCAUAUGGACAGUACCGCCCCCCGGAGCCUGGUCUUACUCACUCUGUGGACAGCCCGACAUCUGCCUAUGCUUCAGAUGGAAUGUAUACCUCCAACUUGGAGCAAAACAUUCCUAGAAACUAUGUCAUGAUUGAUGACAUCAGUGAAUUGACCAAAGACAGCACUAGUCAACCAACUGAUGCUCUUGGACAUCCUGUUGGAGGGCGUUACCGUGGAGAGAAUGGUCAGGUGCGUACUUACGGUAGGCCUGAAGAUGAGCCUGUGGAUGCUUAUGGCAGACCUACAGGUACAAUGGGUUACCAGAGCACAGUGGAUAGCCGUACCAGCACCACAGUGAGUGGAGGCUCCUCUUAUUAUUAUGACGAUUAUAAACAUGGAUCACGAAGUAGCUCUAGUGGCCACAAGCUCACAACUAAAAAUCUUGCCCCUGCUGUAGUUUCCUCUAAACGUAGUAAGCACAGAAAGCAGGGAAUGGAGCAGAAGAUAUCCAAAUUCUCCCCUAUAGAAGAAGCACGGGAUGUGGAGUCUGACCUUGCAUCUUAUACCAUGACAACAUCAACAGGAGGCAGCUGUACAGUUGUAUCCAGGUCCAAGAAAGGUCAGGAUGAUGGCACAUAUGGGAUGAAAAAGAAUGCUUAUGACCAACAGAAAUACUACGGGACAAGUCGUGAGGGUCUUGAGGAAGAUGAUCGCAUGUACAGCUCUGGAAGAUCCAGGUCUACUGGAUAUGGUAUGGACAAGAUCUCUUCUAGAGAUGCCACAGGCCACAGAAGUAAAUCAUAUGAGAGAGAUGCCAUGGAACGAUCUCAAAGAAGCAGCCGCAGUGGACGGGCUCCCAUGCGCACCCAGAAUUCCGAAGAGGAGAGCCCACUCAGUCCUGUUGGGAAACCUGUUGGCAUGGGAAGAACUGCAGGCAUGUCAGAUGCCCAUGAUGUUCGGAACCAGUAUGGCUCCAGCCAUUCUCUGCCUGAUGUGCAGGACCACCAUAAGAAGGAUCUGCCCAGGAGUCACGUCUAUAAGCCAGAUGAUCCUUACCUUGUAGAUGAUAUGCACUGUGCUGUUUCUGACAGUGAAGCCUAUCAUUUGGGCCAAGAGGAGACUGAUUGGUUUGAGAAGCCACGGGAGGCCCGUUCUGAUCGAUCAAGACACCAUGGAAGUGGCAGUCAUUCAUCUACAGGUAGACGUAGUAAACACACUUACCAUGAUUAUGAUGAACCUCCAGAGGAAUAUGGUCCCCAGGAUGACUACAGCCAGCAGCGCCACUCCUCCUCCACCUCACGGGAACAUCGGCACCACGGCAGCAGCUCUGGAAGACACAGCUCUUCCCGUCACUCCUCAGAGGAUCCUAGGUCCUCUCGGUCUUCCAGGACCCACCCCAAAGACUCAUCGGGUCGCUCUGAUGGCAGAAGCUCCUCCUCAGCUGUACAGAGAAGGCCCGACUCCCGCUCCUCGACGGGAAGCCCCCGAAACUCAGGUGACUUCUCUCGUGACUCACCCUCUAGUCAUCAUCAUGGCACUGGAGGAAGGAGCCAGAGGUCGCAAGGAGACCGCACAACAUCCAGGAGGCAGGAUCCAGCUGCAGCUGGGCCCAAACAACAGCAACAGCAGCAACAACCAUCUCAGGGCCAUGCUGGCCAGCCGCGGUCAGGUGGUCAGGGUCAGGCUCUGAGACAUCCAGGCUCUGAACCAAUGGAUGGCACACAGCAGGCCCAGCAGAGUGCACAACAGCAACCGCAGCAGCAACCACCGCAGCACAGCCAGACUCCUCCAAUCAGCCAGCCCGCAACCACCACUGCAGCAGGAGGACCAGCACAGCAACAGGUCAAAUCUGGCCAAACCCCACCACCAGGACGUGGGGGGUCUGCAGCAGGGCAGCCAGCCACCACAGCGGCAAAAAUGGAUACUACACCUGCAGCAGCUGCCACGGGAAUGAAAGCUACAACUGGAGUCCCAACAGCACCUCAGCCUACCAAAAUAGCUACACCACCUCUAACAGGCAUUGGCUCCAAGGCUGCUCCCGUUGGGAUUGGCAGCAAACCUGGAGGUAUCGGCAGUGCUGCAGCAGGACAGGCCCCUGCUGAAGGGGAAAAUGUUCUCUCCAAAAUCCUGCAAGGAGGGGCAGCAGAGCAGGCGGGAAAACUGGGAGAUGCUUUGACUGGCCUCGGAAAGAAGUUCACUUCAUUUUGGUGAAGUGAAGAGAGGAUAGGUGUGCUCAGUUGAAGUGAGAUGGAUCGGUGGCAUUGUACUGGAAAAACCUAUGAAAUUGCAUUAAAUACAUUUCAAUGAAGGGAGACCCUGAAUGCACCAAGUCGGAAUCAAAGGGUGCCUUGUCAGCACUGAAUUCCCCAGACGUGGGUAUACAAUUGAAGGGAAUUAAAUAAGGAUGAUCGCUUUGUCAGCACGGUGUUAGAAGACACGAGCAGAGGACUGAGGAGGCUUAAAAGAGGACAUCAGUCAAUAAUGAGGAUGUGUGUGAAGCUGAGGAAGAAGGGGGAGGGAGGGCUCAGGUCCCGUUUCCUCUCUUCUUCUAGUGGGAUCUUACUGAAGCACCUGUGUAUCAUGGGAGAAAUUCAGUAUGCUCAGCCAUGCAUAUCCCUUAUUGCCCACAAAGGAACCUUCACAGCGCCCUCUACGGUGAUUUUACUGGAAUGCCAGUCAUGUCUGAGGAUUGCACAUCUGGCAAGGAUAUCCGAUUCCUGAUUGAUGUCUUCAGAGACUCCUCAUGCAAAAUAAAGUGAGAAAAACACCAAAUUUCAUAGGUUUUCCCUGUACCAAAGAGAGUGACAUUAUCCCACAACAUGACACGACAUACCUGGAGUUGACAAGGUGUAUCACGGCAAAGACAACCAACCUGACUCCACCAGUCCUUGAAUGCUUGGUUUCUCUGAUCUCUACAGUACAUUCCAGUAUAGGGAAUUUAACCCCUUCUUUGAAUGUGUUCUCAGUUCUCCUUUUUUUGUUUUAGUGUCUACAGAAUGCUUUGUGUAAAUGUGGACAUGAGAAUGCACGCACAAAAGUUUGAAAAACUGAAAAAAGACGCCCAUGUUAAUACUUUUUCACCACCUAUGAGAUGCCACUAGUCAUUUACUGUAGGUUUUUAGGGAAGGGAAUUACUACCAGUGUGCCCACAAGUGUGAGAUUCACACAGAUGAGAGGACCAAAUGAAAGAGUGGCCACGGCUCUUUAUUAGCCAUCACAAAGCCAUCAUUAUAAUCAGAGCCCCAGAGCCCUCUGGGACUUUAUCCUUUUUAUUGAUUUAUCUCAUCUUUUUAUUUUCUUUUCAUUUUUGCCUGAUAUUCACUGAAUGGAGAGCCUUAUUCAGUACACGUUUUUACUUGUAUACCUCAUAUGUUUUAAAAUGUCCAUAUCAUCAUGCAUUUCUUUUUACACAACUGUAUACUAUUGUAUGUACAUAAACAGAAUCAAAGAUCUAAUUAUGUAAAUUUGUCAUUUGUGUAUUUAUGGGAUCACUUUCCAAUGAUUUUUUUUUUGUUGUUGUCUGUGUUUUUCUUCUGUAAAAUUUAUAUUUUUCACUUUUUAUUUAUUUGAUUUUUUUGUUUUCUUGCAUCAGAUGAUUUGCUUGUUAAUUUUAAAAAGCAAUAGCAUGCAGAAAAUGGUAUAUAGCACAAUGGUAUAAAUGUUGUUUAAAUUAGUGAUGGGAAAUAUCAAACACAUCUGUCGACAAAUAGCCGUAAUACAAUUUGUCAGAGGGUUUACAACGAUGGUACCAUGUCUAGACGUGCAUGUUAUGUUCAAUGGCAUAAGAGCAUGCAGACAGGUACACACUCAAACACUCUCUCUCUCUAUGUUUCACACACACAGACAGACUCUCACACACAUAUCCACAUACACUUUACACACUGAGCAUCCCAGUUAGCCAAGGUUAAUUGUGUUCGUCACUGAAAAUACCUGUUAGGUUGAGGUUACGAAUUUACCAUCAAGAUACUCUCACUAACAAGCUGGGACCACUGCCUAUAUUUGCACACACACGCACAUGCACACGCACACACACAUGCAGACACACAUGCAGAUACAAGAGAGGAUGAAAGCAAUUAUCAAUUCAAAUGUUCUAUGCAAUGACUCAUUUUGAACCUGGAAAUGAUUCAGCCUAAAACAGUUUAUUAUCAUCAUUGUAUUCACAAAAAACAACAAAAUUAUGAACUUAAAUAGUAAAAAAAAAAGGUCAUGAAAAUGUUUUUACUUAGCAACUUGUCUGUAUGAAUUUGAAUAUUGAAUAUUGAACUAGAAUUGUUUUUAUUUUUCGUGGCAUGUUUUGACCCCUCACUCCCCACAAGGGGACUUGUUGCCAAAGGGUAAACUGUGUAGACUGUCGGUUUUGAAUGUUCACCAUCAUGUUGCUUUGAAGCAUGGGUUUGCUUGGCUUUGUCUGGCUGUUCGUAAGCCCUCAUUCAGUUUUUGUGCGUUUUGGCUGACCUGGGCUCCUCAGUGUUUGGCUUGCAGUGACUGUCCGUGCUGCUAUAAACCUGUGAUACAGAUGGUCAGCACUUCUCAUUAAUAUGUGUCAAUGUACAUAUUGGGUGUCAGUAUAACCUGUGGGGUGAAUGGAAUGCUUCUAUUGGAUAUUUCAUCGUUGAUUAAACCACUCAGCAGCCAAGCCAUUGGAAAGGUGCAUGAUUAGCUCUUAUACUCUGGAAGCGAGGCAUGUUUUCACCGAGGUUUGCCUAACAAACCUUGACUUUCACAGGCCAAUGUAGAGAAUAUUGAUGAGCAAAAUGUUCAGCCAGUCUUUCACAAAAUCAGGGCAUGUCAUUUUGAAAGCACAAGCCUGACUGGUAGCACUUGCUGCUUGAUGAAACACAGAAAUAUGGAGGAUGCGUAAUAUUGCCUCCAACUGAACUGUGUCAGAUCUGUAAGCUUGUAUCCAAAAAACAAAGAGGUAGAGAUGCUAUCUGGUCGAUAUGAGGUGCAUGAGAUAAAACAGCCUUCAGUGCAGCCGUCCAGAUAAACAGAAAGGCAGACAGACACACAUUCUUACUGUAAAUACAGAUUCAUUCUUCUGUACAGCUUUUGAGUUUUGAGUACGGCUGUCAUGUGCAUCCCCAUGCCGUAUUUGCUGCCAACUUUUGUGUAUAAAAGAAUAUUUAUUACCACAAUAAUGAGGAUGAUGAAACUAAUGAUGAUGACUAUUAUUAUUAUUGCAUAAGCAUAGUGUAUGUGGCUGACUUGUAUUGACUGUUUACGACAGUGGAACAAAACCUGUAUUCAGAAACAUAUCCGGUCUGUGUAGAGUUUCUAUACAUAUUGUGUUUGUAAAACAAGAAGAAAAAACCUCCAUGGCAAUAGCAGAGAAGAAUGCCUUUGUCAGAUUAUCAGGAGGUGUUCAGCGAGAUGGAUGUGAUCUGCACGGUGACGAGGGUUAAGGAAGAAGCAGGAAAAAAUGAAACAAAAAAUCUGGAAAAUGUCAUUCACUGUUGUAAGUGCAAUGGGCAAAACGUCAGUCGUGUAUCCAUUGUGAAACCUUGUGUUCUAUUCAGUGUAUUCCUGUAAACAGAUAGAGUAAAUUUUGGUGCAUCAUGUCAAGUAAUGUGAUUAAUGAAAAAUAUUGACCCUGCAAUUUCCAAACAGAGAAAAGAAUAAAAAGAAAAUGGAAUA